GGACACGAAGAAGAAGAGGAGGACGAGGACAGAGCAGAAAACCAGGACGAGACGGACUACAAAGACUUGAGCGACGAGGACUUCGAGAAGUACGUUGACGAGGUCAUGCAAUAUAUUGACGAUGACAAGGACGACGCAAUUCACUCCGACGGGGAGGAUGCGGGGGACAAGGAUCAAGAUGACAAGGCUUGUACCUUCAACGUGACUUCGGCGCGAGUGGCAGACUGGCUCUCAGCUUCCAGUGGAGCUCCGAACUCAGCGUGCCAGGACUUCGGUCCGAGAUUCGGAAGCUGGGGCAGGCGUGGCUGUCCCAAAUCCCUGGCCGAGAUCGUCCACGAUGUUCAGUCGGGUACAUCCGAAGCGGAGGGCGGGAAGAGUGGAACAAAGCCACUGAUCUCGGCGAGAUUCGUAGUAAAAGUCAUCGACAAGACAGAGCACAAGCAGCUAGGCCGUUUGCUGCAGAAACUUCGGGGCUCCAGGCGCGACACAUUUCUUGUGCCAACAUGCCGAAGCCUGGUGUUUAAUGUGGAUGGAACGAAGCAUUAUCUGCAAGUCGCGCUUAACAUGAGAUUGCAAGGCGCAGAGGAGGAGCCCUGGCAGAAGCUCUUUGACUUGAAGGGCAACUGGGCCUACUUCAACCGGCUGGCCUCCGACGAGGAACAGGACAGCCCGAAGAAAGCAUUAGUUGAGGACAUCAAGACCACCAUGUGUCAGGAACUCGAAGCAUCAGAUUCAGUAGAGGUUAGCUUUGUUCUGAAGUGGUCGAAAGAUGUCCAGGUCUGGAAGGAUCGUGAUAAAGGUCGCGAUCUCUUUGCAAAGACACUUCGCGACGACUCCAAGCUGCUUGCAGGUCUAGGUCUAAUGGAUUAUUCGCUGAUGUUGCAUGUGGCAGAAUUCAAGGGGUACGCCAACCUCCAGCUCCUGAACUUGGAGAAGCCAUGGGCCUUUGCCAUGCCGAAUACAGCAAGCAUGCAAAGGGGCGAUACCCUCUACGUGCUUAGUUUCGGCAUCAUUGACCUCCUUAUGCAUGAGGAGGAGAACCGAGGGAUGCUGAACAAGCUCAUGUCUGGAAUUACCUUAUCACAGUGCCAAGUCAGCGACCUCGACCCGAUCCCCGCGAGAGCCUACUGGAUACGAUUUAUCAGAAUGCUUGGCCUUCGACUCAGGUACGGUCCGCGCUGCACAAGCUGUUUGAGGGAGAAGAGACGCAGAGGAUUCACCUACUUCCCGAACAAGUGGGGCUAUGAGAAGUCGAAGGAAUAUAAGGAAUCCUGCAAGAUUGCGGCUUGA
Molecule: messenger RNA, 1290 nt
Organism: Symbiodinium necroappetens
Lineage: Eukaryota; Dinophyceae; Suessiales; Symbiodiniaceae
Source: the annotation of a GenBank genome assembly